AUGGCGAGGCGUCCUCGGAGUCCGAUGCAUGUCCCGAAGAUCUCGCGGAGGAUACGAGCCUGUACGGAAUGCAAACGCCAUAAAGUUCGGUGUGACAUGAACGCGGGGGAGACGAUCUGUCAACGAUGUCGGCGGAUGGGCUUGGAAUGUGUCGUCAACAAAAGUCUCCAGACAUUGCUGGAUGACGAGGCAGAGUGGAAAUCAACCAUUGAGCUCGCCAUGGCCGAUCUGCUUCGCAGAGCUCAAUUGCCAGAAUUGUCGUACUACCAAGCGGUCGGAAAAUCAACAGAGCGUCCAUCCAAACGAAGAGGCCGCAAAGAGUCCACUGCGUCAAUAGAGGAUAGCCCUCCAGAUCACGCUCUCGAGGGAGUUGCCCAGUCGAUUGAUCUAGGCGCCGAAAAACCGAAUGUUUCCACUGCAUCCCUUCAGCAACAACCGCAAUAUGCCAUCGACAGAGAAGAGAAUGGUGCUACGUCACUCGUCACUGCUCCUAUGGGGAGUUUGUACGAAGUGACCCAAUUGAGCGAUAUACGGGCCACCUCCCCAGAACGACAAUAUGCGACCGAUCGAGCGCUCGUUACGGAUUUUGUCUCGCGCGGAGCAGUGGAGCUACAUGAAGCAGAAGAAUUGUUUGAUCACUUUGACCGUGUUCUAAACCGUUAUCUCUGGGACGGGAUAUUACUCGUCCAUAAUGAUCUCACGGCUCUGCGGAACUCCUCGUCCAUGCUCUCUGCAGCCAUUCUGGCGGUCACGGCUCUCCAUCUGCCCAAUAAAGAGAGAACCUUUGAUACAUGUUACACCGAGUUCGCAAAACUAGCGUCGGAGUCCAUGCUAGACAGACAUCAUACCCUGGAUGAUUUACGCGCAUUAUGCAUAGGGGCUUUUUGGCUUGCGGAUGUGAGCUGGAAGCUGUCUGGGUAUGCAGUCCGGAUUGCUACCGAACGCAACCUACACCAAGCCUAUCGAAAAGCCACAUUGGGAUCGCCAGAGCACAAGGAACAGGCUAGGCUGUGGUAUCUCCUCUAUACUCUAGAGCAUCACUUUUCGAUCGCCUAUGGGAGGCCGCCCAUAAUACACGAAGACUACAGCAUUACAAAUCACCAUACCUUUAUUCUAUCCCCGUCAGCCCCGCAAUCCGAUCUUCGCUUGCAUAGCCAGGUGGAUCUGUUCAUUAUUCUUACGAGGAUAUACCAUGCAUUUGGUCCAGACGUGGAUUUGGAGGUUCCAGAAAGUGAAUUCUCGAAAAUCGAUAAAUAUGAUGCUGAACUCGGGCAAUGGCGGUCCGCUUGGUUACCGCGUUUAGCCGGAAGUCGGUACGUUGGUGCUUAUCCCUAUAAAGCUGUAUAUCUGCACUAUAAUUUCUCCCGCUUACAGCUCAAUUCGGUUGCUCUGCGAACUUAUCAUUCUUCAAAUUCGACACGUCCAAUGUCCGCUGAACGAAAGAAGCGGGCAAACCUGGCCAUCGAAUCUGCAAUCAGGACGCUCAUGGUUGUCCUGGAUGAGCCUGACAUCCAAAGGGCUUUGGUCGGGGUUCCGCUGUAUCUUCACAGCAUGAUCACAUUUGCGGCGGUGUUUCUCCUAAAGAUUGCUGCCAAGGGCUGCUCGAGUGUCAUCCCUGGGAGCCAAAAUCAACAGAACUCAAUUGCAUCGGCAAGUCUCAAUAUCGACGUUUCGUACGUGCGUACCUUGGUCGGCCGCAUCGUUGAGUUGAUGGUGUCCUGCAGCAAGAGGGCCAGUGAACGCCACCUCAGCUACCAUAUAUCCCGGGGUCUGAAGAAAAUGCUCACUGGACUUGAAGAAUGGGAGAAACGAAACUGUGGCUUUCAGCAGCCCACAGGACAGGGCUCUUAUGACCAAUCUUCAAUGUUCAAGCCAGUAAUCAUACCCGCACUUGGCGAACGCGAUACGAUUUUGAGCCACCCGCCCCCAUUACUAGGUGUUGCUCCCUUAUCCGCAGAGAGGGGCAAUGGAUUCGAAACCGAGAGGAAAGAUCCGAAUGGACUCUCGGAAGGCUCUAUGGACCCUAUGAUGGCUGAUCUCUGGGGUUUCGACGAAGAGUAUUUCCCUACUGGUGUUUUCGAUUUCCUUCAGUCCCAGAUGCCUGCCUGA
Messenger RNA from Aspergillus calidoustus, 2109 nucleotides. The record is from the annotation of a GenBank genome assembly. NCBI's taxonomy places the organism in Eukaryota, Fungi, Ascomycota, Eurotiomycetes, Eurotiales, Aspergillaceae.